AUGGAUCAGAUGGAGCGCCUCCGCAAGCAGCUGCCGGAGACCCCUCCCGUCUCGCCGCCCACCGGCUUUGCUGGCCAGAAUGGCUUCAGCACGCCGCUCUUCCCGGAGAAGCCCAACAUCCUGUACAUCAUGGCCGACCAGCUGGCGGCGCCCCAGCUCAAAAUCUACAACAAGGACUCCCAGAUCAAGACGCCCCACCUCGACAAACUUGCUGAGCGUUCCGUGGUAUUCGACUCGGCGUACUGCAACUCGCCGCUCUGCGCUCCCAGCCGUAUGGCCAUGAUCACAGGCCAGCUGCCGUCCAGAAUUGGUGCAUAUGACAACGCCUCUCCCAUCUCCGAGGACACUCCAACCUACGCGCACUACCUCCGCAAUGAAGGCUACGAGUGCGUGUUGGGCGGAAAGAUGCAUUUCAUUGGCGACCAGCUCCACGGAUAUGAGUAUCGACUCACUGCCGACAUCUAUCCCGCUGAUCUAGGCUGGUCUGUCAACUGGGACGAGCCAGAUACUCGUCUUGAGUGGUACCACAACAGCUCAUCCAUCCUUCAGGCCGGGCCUUGCAUUCGGAGCAACCAGCUGGACUACGACGAAGAGGUCAUGUACAAGUCCAAGCAAUUUCUGUACGAUCACGUCCGCAAGCCGCCGGGUAGCCGACCUUUCUGCUUGACCGUCUCCCUGACCCAUCCUCACGAUCCAUACACGAUCGAACACAAAUACUGGGACAUGUACGAGGAUGUGGACAUCGACAUGCCCAAGGUCCAGAUUCCCAAAGACCAGUUGGAUGCACACAGCAAGCGUCUGCAGCACGUAGUCGACCUCGAGGACUACGACUUCACUCCGGAGCAGAUCAAGCGGGCCAAGCGUGCGUACUACGGAUCUGUCAGCUACGUCGACGACAACAUUGGCAAGCUCAUGCAGACCCUCGAGCAAUGCGGUCUCGCGGAUAACACCAUUGUCAUCUUCUCUGGCGAUCACGGAGACAUGCUGGGCGAGCGUGGCCUGUGGUACAAGAUGUCCUACUAUGAAUCGUCAGUGCGAGUGCCGAUGCUCUUCAGCUACCCCAAACAGUGGGCGCCACACCGUGUGCCGCAGAGUGUGAGCACCCUCGACAUCCUUCCCACGCUGGUAGACCUCGUUGGCUCCAAGCUGAUUCCAAAUCUACCCAUGGACGGCGUUUCCAUCAUGCCUCAUCUGAAGGGUCACCACACUCAUGACAAUGUCUUUGCUGAGUACAUGGGCGAAGGCACCAUUGCACCGAUGAUGAUGAUCCGUCGCGGACCGUGGAAGUACAUCACCUGCCCAGCCGACCCCGAUCUCUUCUACAACCUAGCCGAGGACCCCGACGAGCUGAACAAUCUGGCUACCAGCACUGAUUCCGAGACGAAGAAGGUGUACGAUGCUUUCGUCGCCGAAGCCAGAGCGAAAUGGGACAUGGACGCCAUCACGCAGGACGUGCUCAAGCGCCAACGCCAGCGACGUUUCUGCUUCUCGGCGCUGAGGCAAGGCCAGUGGACCAGCUGGGACUACAGCGUGCCCGACAACAGCCAGGACAAGUACAUUCGCAGUCACAUGGACCUCGACGACUUGGAACGCCGAGCGCGAUUCCCCAUUGUCGACGCGCACGGCAACGUCAAGAAGCCUAGUCCUCCUGGCAAGCAAGGCAUCUUUUCGCUCCCACAUCAAGCCGGCGCGCUCGGUCAGUAG
This is a messenger RNA of Lecanosticta acicola, 1704 nucleotides long. NCBI's taxonomy places the organism in Eukaryota, Fungi, Ascomycota, Dothideomycetes, Mycosphaerellales, Mycosphaerellaceae. The record is from the annotation of a GenBank genome assembly.